Messenger RNA from Phyllotreta striolata, 1677 nucleotides. The record is from the annotation of a GenBank genome assembly. Lineage: Eukaryota; Metazoa; Arthropoda; Insecta; Coleoptera; Chrysomelidae.
GGUUGAAAUACUUUUCAAAAUAAUAAGAUAAUGUUUUAAUUGUGAAUCGAGACCGAGCGUUAUUAAUAAAAUAAGAUGGAGAACUCAAAAAUUCGAGGAAAACACAGAAUAAAAGCAGAAGAGGAAAUAAUUCGCCGAAGAGAAAAAGAAACUCGUUACCACGAAUUAUGGACUGGUACUGCAAAUUAUUUCGAUCAUUGGAACAAAAGGACUGCGAAAUUUGUCGAAUGGACUUCCCCUAGGUAUUACAAGGAGAACAAUGAACUUGUAUCUGGGAUCAAAGCGAAGAAAGACAAAGAAGAGUCGCUGACAAUGAGAAGGCAAAAAUUGAGGAAACUUUUUCACGAGGAGUCCACAUCUUUUAACGUAGAAUUGAUGAUUCAUAGUAGCAAGGAAUUCGAUAAACCAAUAGAAAACAAUGAUGACGUACCCACUCAAAUCUUGAAAGAACUCAACGAUCAGGUGAAACUUGAAGAACAGGCUAGAAGAAAGAAAGAAGCCGAGACAAAGCUAUUCGAUCAAUGGAGAAGAAAUAAUCCUCUAAUUAGACAGUGCGAAGCAAAGUACAAAUGCAAAGAUUUAAAAUUAAGCUGGUUAGAUCAGCAAAUCGAGAAGAGAAUACAAAAGGAAAAGGAAGAAGAGGAAGCUCGUAGAAUUCUGAAAGAAAAUGAAAGGAGACUCGAAUUAGAGAAGGAGAAAGAAAAAGUGCGCUUAAGGAAGAUUGAGGAAGAGAAACACCAACUUAAAGAAGUGCUCGAUUCUCAGAUAAUGGAAAUUAAAGAAAAACAAAAAUUAUCCGAUGAACUGAAAGAGAAGGAAAACGACGAAAUGCAACAACAGUUGUGCAUAGCUCAGCUCGAAGAGCAAAUAAAACUGGAAGAAAAACGUCGAAGGGACAAAGAAUGCGCUUUAUUCAACAUUCGACAGCACAAUAGAAGGAUAAAACAAAAGUGCAAGGACGUCCAAGAAAACCUAGAACAAGAAAAACGUUUAAUAAUGAGAUUUAACGAACUCCGCUUGCAAGAUAUAAUCGAAGAACGAGCUAAAAGGGACGAAAUAAAACGAGGUAUCGAAGAAUUUCUCGACAUCAUAAAGCAGCAACAGGCGUUAGAGAUACAAAGACAGAAGCGACUGGAGUUCCUGUUCGACUCCGAAGCAAAGGCCUUGUACAAUACACAAGCAGCUACUUGGAAGCAGGAGGAAAUGGCCAGAGAUAGGCUAUUCAAAGAAGUACUAGACUCUCUUAAACAACAAAUUAAUGAAAAAUUGGAGAUGAACAAAUUAAGACAAACGGAAAACCUCCGUGAACGGGAAGAAAUGACGCAGAAAAUCGAAGAAUACAAUGAAGAGCUACAUAAACUGAAGCUGGAAGAAACGAAAAGCAAACACGUGAAAAGGCAGUCUCGGGAAGACGAAAUAAAAGUAAAAAUGGCGAAAAAAAAGCAGGAAGAAAGCUUGAGAAUCAAAGAACUAGACGAGGAAUUGGAGAGAAUAAGGAAGGAAGAGGAAAGAUUGCAAAAGGAGAUUUUGAGGAUACAACAAAAGCGAAACACUUGCAAAAACUCUAGGAAUAGAUUGCUUUGAAUUCGUAGAUUUUUUUAAUGAAUUCUGUGAUAGUUAUCGAUGAAUAUUAUUAUAUUAUUCACUUUAUAAUUGUUAAUUAAAGUUGGUUUUUGC